CAUCACAAAACGAAUACAAAUCGAACCAGAUCGUCAAUUUUUUCUGGAUGGGCAACCAUUACAAAAAGAAAACAAUACUGCGGAAAACUUUUAGCAACAGGAGAGAAAAUUGUAAAAAUUGUAGUUCAGCUCGCUGGUUGAAGUGAAAUGCAGUCGUACGGUGGCCCCGCUGACCAGAGCCACCUUCACAAGUCGGAGCAACGAGCGGUCUUUGCACAUCCAGCGACGCAUCCCUGGCUGCUCGAUGGGAUGCCCUGGAUGCUGGCCACAACAAAUGCCCCACAGCCGGGCGGUGUCAUGCAAUUCGGCUCAAAUGCCAACUAUAAUAAUGAAUCUGAGGUGCAAUGCGGCAAGUGGCAGCAAAAGCGCAAAUCAUUGGAGCAACAGGCAUCUGGACUUCCGCCAAAACAGCUGAUAACCGAGGAGCGGAUAACUGCGCAUUUCAGUGGCCUGCAAAUUUCUGGAGAUGCGAAUGGCGUCGGCGCUGGUCGAAGUGCUGGGAACAACAACAGUGUGACAAAUGUGAACGGAGGAUUGGCCACAGAUGAUAUACCCUCGACUAGCACUGGAAAAACGCAUCAUCCGAAUCCAGCCUAUCAAAUGGCAGCCAUGGAAUUGGAACAGAAACUACGCAAUGCGAAUCGUAUUGUGAUCUGUGAUGAAUUAAAGCAGGGCGUCAGUCCAGUCCCAGUUGCGGGUGCCAUACCACCGGAGUGGCUUCUAAAGUCAAUCCCAAGGCCAUGCACCGCCCUCGUGCCAUGGCAGCCAUCUCCGCUCCAGAUCCCGCUACCCAAAGAGCAGCCUCGACCGCGAGCUCCACAGUCAUCAGGUGUUUCUAACGCUGCUGCUGCUGUGGAUCUCGAUGAUUAUGAUGAUGACCUGCAGUUCUUUGAGAAUAAUAAUACAUGCAAUGUGAAUUUAAAUAAGUCUGAUGAGCAAAUGGAUGAAGACCUGUAGCGCUAAGUUAGGAACUAGGAGACAAAGUGGGAGAAUGAGGAGCAGAAGGCGACAGCAUGUCGAUUUAUCAUUUUAUUAAUUCUACAUAACGAUUAUAUUCAUAUGUACUCAUUUGUAUGCAUGGGUUUUCACUUAAUUCACAUUAAAAAUAAUGUUAAUAUA
Messenger RNA from Drosophila innubila, 1119 nucleotides. RefSeq lists its product as uncharacterized. The transcript is spliced from 3 exons. The record is from RefSeq and is a predicted model, not a curated record. The coding region runs from base 148 to 957 and encodes 269 amino acids. NCBI's taxonomy places the organism in Eukaryota, Metazoa, Arthropoda, Insecta, Diptera, Drosophilidae.